Molecule: messenger RNA, 4347 nt
Organism: Dendrobium catenatum
Lineage: Eukaryota; Viridiplantae; Streptophyta; Magnoliopsida; Asparagales; Orchidaceae
Exons: 17
Coding region: 159-3107 (982 amino acids)
Source: RefSeq, a predicted model, not a curated record
GCCAUGAUGCUCCGCAGUGCUUUUUCUUCUUGAGAUUUAUUAAACCUCUGUGCAUUGCUGGAAGGAGGGAGCGUUUCCUCUUCCCCUUCCGCGGCAUAGCACAACUGGUAACGGAAUCUCUGCCAAUCUGAAGAUCUCGCCGGAACCCUAAUCUCUCCAUGUCGUCGUCCUCGUGGCCCCCGCCGCCUCCCUCUCCCGGCUGCUUCUCCCCAAUCUGUGGCCAGCAUGAUGACGCAGCAGACUCCUCCUUCGAUGAGGGCGAGGACGAGGAUAACCUCCGACGAUUCAUGCAAACGUUUGGCUCCAAACAGGAUGACUUCUGCUACGCAGGCAAUGGGGACGAGUCAGAUUCUUGUUCCGAUGGUGAGGGCAGUGCAGGCGAUGACAUCGCCUAUCUCCGGCGGCUUCAGGAGCAGUUCUUACCGCCUGCGGUCGCUUUGGGCUCCCCCGGGACCCCUCCGAUCUUGAAGCCUCUUCGCGCCUUCCCGCCGCUCGAUACGGACGAUGACGAGGAUUUCGAGACUCUCCGCGCCAUCCAGCGGAGGUUCGCGCACUAUGGGGGUGUGACUGAAGCAACAAAUGCGGACUUCUCACCAGAAACAAGCGGCACAUUUUCAGCUGAUACAUCUGAACAAGAUCCUCACAAUAUAUCAUUAACCGCAGCGAUGAAUGAAGAGCAUCAAGAACAAAGUAAUACUGGAUUGAUACAACCUGGAGCUGAUGCCAUAUCUGUGUUUCCCAAGUUUGUGAAGAGUUUUACUGAUACACCCAAAACACUUCUUGAUAACGUGCCAGAGCCUCCUUAUACAAGCUUGAGGAAAAGAGUAAUGAAUGAAGAGCAUCCAGAAGAGAUUCGAAGUAACUUUAAUCAAGAGGAUGGGUUGUACAGUUUGUCUGUGCGACAGUUCAUGUCUUCUAGGUUUCCAAAGUCUGUUCAGAAUUUUGUUCAUGCACUCAAGAAGAAUAGGUCAUGCCAACGAUUUAUCAGGGAGAAGAUGAUGGAAAUUGAAGCCAAGAUUGAAGUAAAUAGAAAGCUGAAAGAACGCAUCAAAUGCCUUAUGGACUUUCAUACAGCAUGUAAACGAAAAGUGGGGCGUAGUUUAUGUCAGAAAAGGGAUCCUCGUAUCAGGUUGAUUUCUUUUCGACAACAGAAAUCAUCAAGUACAGUUAAGGAAAAUUCUAAAAAGAGUUCCGCCUUGUAUUUUGCUCCAGCCGAAAACGCUCAAAUGUCCAAUUAUAAGAUGGUAAUGGGGAGAUUCCCAGUUUCACUUAGAAAGAGACAAUGGUCAAACGCGGAGAAGGACAAAUUAUUUGAUGGAGUAAAGCAACAAUGCCAAGAAAUGCUGUUUUUGAACUCAAUGAACAUUGGAAGUGAUUUUGAUGGUUUGAAUGAUUCCAUUAUAACAUCUACUUUUGAUUGUGCCCGUCAUCUGUUGACACCAGAGAUUUUAAGAUCUUUCAUUCGUUUGGUUAACUGGGAUCGGUUAGCUUCUAUGUAUCUUCCUAGGCGUUCAGGUUCUUCAUGUGAAUCAAGGUGGUUGAAUCAUGAAGAUCCAAUGAUCAAUUGCAAUCCUUGGACUUCACUGGAAGACAAGAAACUCUUGUUUACCGUGCAAGAUAGAGGGCUUUACAAUUGGAUUGACAUGGCCUCGACAUUGGGAACAAAUAGGACUCCCUUUCAGUGCUUGGCACGAUAUCAGAGGAGUCUUAAUCCUCAUAUUUUAAAUAGAGAAUGGACUAGAGAAGAAGAUUCAAAAUUGUGCACCGCUGUUGAAACUUUUGGUGAUAACAGCUGGCAGAUCGUGGCAUCGCAUUUGGAUGGCCGUACUAGCAAUCAAUGUUCUGUUAGAUGGAGAAACACCCUUCUCCCUGAAAGGAAAAGGGUGGGAAGGUGGUCCGUGGAUGAAGAUAAACGCUUGAAAGUUUCAGUCAUUCUUUUUGGGGCCAAAAACUGGAAAAAAAUAGCUCAGUUCAUCCCUGGUAGGACUCAAAGUCAAUGCAGAGAAAGAUGGCUCAAUUGUUUGGAUCCAUCUUUAAAUCUGGAAAGAUGGACUGAAGAAGAGGAUGCUAAGUUUCUGGCUGCAAUAGCAGAGCAUGGUCAUAGAUGGUCCAAGGUUGCAGCAUGCAUACCUGGACGUACUGAUAAUCAAUGCAGAAGGAGGUGGAAAGUUUUACUGCCCCAUGAAGUGCCUAUGCUCAAGGCGGCUCAGCAGUUAAAAAGAACCGUUCUUAUUUCAAAUUUUGUUGGUCGGGAGGGUGAGCGUCCUGCAAUUGGUCCCAAUGACUUCACACCAGUUGUGUGUCUUCCAGCUCCUGAUACUGAAAAUAAUGUUGGAGUUGUCAAGAAAAGGUCACGAGAGCGUUCUAACCCAGGAAGUAACAAGAAUGCAUCAAGCAGGAACAAUAAUCUUAGAAAGGCAAGAAAUAAAUUCAGAAGCUCAACUGAAGAAAAAUCGGCAGACAACAGUAUCAUUAUUUCUAUGGAAGAUGCUUUUGCCAACUUGUCUGUUGUAUCUGUUGAAACUUCUGAUUUUACUGCUACUGGUUUCCCUAAAAGGAAACGAGAGAGAUCGUUCAGAAACAAACAAUCACGAAAGUCUCGAGAUAAAUCCGAAAGAGAUGGUGAAGAAAAUUCAAAAGCAGAUGGUUUGGUGAACAGUGCUAAAUCUGCCCACUUUUAUUUGCCUCCUGUGCCUGCUCUACCUUCUACUGCUGAUGAAAAUGAAAACAUUAAGAGAAAAAGGAAGAGAACAUCGAGAAACAAACAAUCACAAAAGUCUCGAGAUAAAUCCGAAAGAGAUGAUGAAGAAAAUUCAAAAGCAGAUGGUUUGGUGAACAGUGCUAAAUCUGCCCACUUUUAUUUGCCUCCUGUGCCUGCUCUACCUUCUACUGCUGAUGAAAAUGAAAACAUUAAGAGAAAAAGGAAGAGAACAUCAAGAAUAAGUCAACCUAAGAGGCUUAAAUCCCACAAAAGAAAACGAAUUGAUGAUAUUUUUGCCUCGAGUGAAUUGAGUGAAGAUGCUCUGAUGGAGUUGCCUCUAGUUCAUGUGAUUAAACUUAUCUCAAGGAAGUCUAGAGCUAUGCAUGAAACUUCCAAGAAAACUUAAGCGAGGAAGGUAUGCUAAUAACUUCUAGGUAGGUUUUCCUGCUGACUUAUGCACGCCACAAACGGGACCUUCAACCCAUGUUAGAAAGAUUAAGAACACACUAAGGAAAAUCUCCCUUAGCUUAAAUGGAUGAAAGAAGAAAGUCUGUUUACAACAGAAGGAUAACAACUUGAUAUAGCAAGGAUGCCAAAGCUAUGUGUUCCAAGAACAGGAUUAGUGAAUAAAAAUAUGCAAUUGAAUCCAACUUGGCCUAUGGUAUUAUGGGCAAUGGUAAUAUAAAAAAACAUUUAGUAUAUGACUUCUGGACAGACAAUCAACUUUUGGUGGAUAAUGUGAAUUCGCCAGUGGUAGAACAGACAGUAGUGAAAAAUGCAGAAUGCACCGUUACUGCAACAAACGGAAUACCAAGUAAUGGUGCUUCUUCGCUGGUUGAGAUGAAUAGACUCUAAGAUACUAUGGAUGAAAUCGCUCCUGUUGCUGAAUAGUCUCCUUAGAAUUGCAGCAUUCAGAAAUCAAAGAAUGGAUUGGAUAUGCCAUUUUUGGUUGCUUUUGGAUGAAUCUUUGCUACAAUCCGACCAUUUGGCCUUGGAGACUAGGCAAGGAUGACUUUUUUCUAGGUGAAAUAAAUUUUCAUGAAAGCUUAACCUUCUCGAGGCCAGCUUGAAGCUUGCAAAUCUCUUGAACUUCUCUAUGAUAUAAUAUGCUCAACUCAGCUGGCAAUAUCACCUGGAAAGACAAACUGGACUGAUUAUGGAUCAUGAAGCAUUUCAGCGAUGAGAAAUACAAGGAGCUCCAGACCUGCACAUUGUUUUUCUUUGAUGAAAGGUGCAACUUCGCGCGCCUUGCUAAGCUGAAAAUGGCCACAAAAAGAAGACUAAUUAUACAGAUUACUUGAUUCGAUUAUUCUGAAUAUUGGUUUCCAAUCAGAUGAAAGUAUACUUUCUCAAGUCCCUAAACCCUAAAAUCUAUAACGGUCAGCAGCCAUGGUUUUGAUUUAUUCAGCUGCCAAGAAAAAUCUUUAUCUGUGAACAAUCCAAAUCGCAAAUGAGGUGAAUAUUACUGUUCCAUUCUGCACAAUUUAUGCUUUAUACUUUUCUAAAUAACUUGAGGUUGCACUUUAGAUUUAUGAGAGCAUGCUAACUUUUUUUAAUUAUCGCUUCUACAUCAAAAAACAAAAAAAACAAAGAAUUUGUUUACUGCUGGCUUAUAAUUUCAUGGACAUUUAAGUUUCGUUUGAAAA